Trachymyrmex septentrionalis is the source of this 531-nucleotide messenger RNA. RefSeq names its product ester hydrolase C11orf54 homolog. Gene Ontology annotation, molecular function: zinc ion binding; hydrolase activity, acting on ester bonds. The transcript is spliced from 4 exons. Bases 1 to 531 code for a protein of 176 amino acids. The record is from RefSeq and is a predicted model, not a curated record. Gene Ontology annotation, cellular component: nucleus. NCBI's taxonomy places the organism in Eukaryota, Metazoa, Arthropoda, Insecta, Hymenoptera, Formicidae.
AUGGUGGAUCUAACUAUACCAAUAGAUUUGUAUGUACCUGACAAAACUGAACUAGCUAUAGUUUUGCAGAAUGAGUUGAGUACAGAUUUUGAAGAAGUUAAAGUCGAAUGGGUGGAUUGUCCUGAUUUGACUCAGGAACCUUUCAAUCUCGCAGCACCAGGAUUAUGCGGCGAUACAGCACUUUUAGAUAUCGGUGGUAUCUGGAAUCUUUUUCCUUUUCCAAUAAAAGACAAAAUAAUUUACUUUCAAAGUAUCUUAGAAAAACUUGAUCGCACCCAAAGUGAUAACUUAAUCAUCGGAGGAGGUCUUCGUACGGAGCGACCAACUAAUUUAUUAGGCGAGGAUGUUUACCUUAACCAAUGGCACGUCCAUGCUAAUUCUAACGACAGUGGCGGAUAUUAUCAUGAAACUGUACCGAACAAUACUAAUACGGAGUAUUUAGGAUAUUUUUCUCCAGCAACGAAGCUUUAUCGUAUUAAUCCCGUAUCUGAAUUUGAUGAAAUGAGAAAUUUUACUUGUUUAAGAAAUUAA